Molecule: messenger RNA, 1064 nt
Organism: Tarenaya hassleriana
Lineage: Eukaryota; Viridiplantae; Streptophyta; Magnoliopsida; Brassicales; Cleomaceae
Exons: 4
Coding region: 525-905 (126 amino acids)
Source: RefSeq, a predicted model, not a curated record
UGAACAAAUGUGUCUGAUUCCGCCUGGAGAAAGUGUCUCAGGCGCUGCAGCAACAUUACAUUUGAUGAUUUCUUCUAAAUACUCUGAACAAAGGAGAGCUUAUAUGGCUCUAACAGUACGGACGAAAGCAGUGUUUGUGGGCGAUUUUAGCACUGAACUAUCGGAUGCAACUGAGAAAGUCUCGAUUUUUGGAUCAGAAAAAGACAUGGAGGGGAGUUGUGGAGACGGGUUUCGCCAUUGACGCCAUGAUUUCUGGCCUCAAUCAAGAGAGAAGCACACUCAGCUUCCUCAACGGAAGAAGUAGAACUUGAAAGAAAGUGUACGGCGAGUCGGCUCGGUUAAGCGUCAGUACACAAGAUCCGGUUUAAUCCGGUUCACAAACGUCGGUUCAGUUCCAACAUCGAAACCGGUUUGGCGGACGAGUUCUCUGUUUUGACCCGAAAGAUCUUUUGUUCGCAUGUCAAAAACGUUCUGAACAUUUGGGGAUCUCGUCAUAAACACGAUUUCUCGGUGGGAGAAGAGAAAUGGAUGAGCUUCGGGGGAGUGAUGAAUUCAUAUACAGAAUCAGCACUGCCAAAGAAUGGGAGGAAUUUCAGAAGAACGGAUCUUCUUUCGGUGGAGAUCUCGACAAGUCGACUGGCUGCUUUCAUCUCAGCAAACUCGAUCAGGUGCAAUCAACAUUGCAAAACUUCUUCUUGAAUGCUAAGGAGGAUCUCUACCUUCUUCAGGUCGACCCCAAGAAGCUUGGAGAUGGAUUGAUCUACGAAAUCGUGGAUGGUGUCAAUAGCUUCCCUCAUUUCUACGGGCCAGAUCGAAGCUUCAGUCCUCUUCCCCUGGAUAAGGUUGUUAAAGCCGAAAAGCUGCAGUUUUCCAACGGCCAAUUCUCGUGCAGCUUCUUAACCUAAUCCCCGAGGUUUCGCUGUAAGAUUCUCAAACAGUUGACAUUAUAACCAAAAUAAUCUGUAUACACUCCAUCAGUACACUGUGUGUGGAUGAGAUUGUGUUAUUAUAUCUUAUGGUUACAUACAUGAUUCUUCAUCAGCUAAACUGGGUAAUUUACUGAA